Molecule: messenger RNA, 3676 nt
Organism: Panicum hallii
Lineage: Eukaryota; Viridiplantae; Streptophyta; Magnoliopsida; Poales; Poaceae
Product: pentatricopeptide repeat-containing protein At1g76280
Exons: 15
Coding region: 265-2823 (852 amino acids)
Molecular function (GO): protein binding
Source: RefSeq, a predicted model, not a curated record
GAGCUCACGGCAACCCGCCCGCGAGGCCACAGCCCGCAACAGCCUCCCUUUGCGGCUUUGCCCCUCUCCGAAAACCCUUCCGCCCUCCGCCGUGGCGCCCGCCGCCGCCGGCCUCGCUCUCGUCCGCGUCCCACCUCCCACGCGUCCUCCGCGCGACCUCGAUUUGAGCGGCGGCCAGCCCAGAGAUCGUCGCCCCGCCCGGCGGGCGCCCCCCCCUCCUCGUGCUGAAAGGCGCGCGCGCGCUCCAACUCGUCGCCGCCUGCGAUGCAGAGGAUACUAUCGAGGGCUGCUCGCCGUUGCACCAACUCCUCGGCGGCAUUCAAAUCCCCACUCGCGCAGGCGAAUGUGGCAAGUGGAGUUCAUUCUGAAGACUCCCCAACUUGUUCUAAUGAAUAUGAUAAUUUUACAUGGAAGACUAGUUUGGUCAGAUCUGUGCAAGCAGACAUUGUCAAUGCUCUCCGUAGAGGUGAUCGGCAGCGGGCAUCAAUGAUUCUUUCGAACUUUCAAAACACUGAUUGGGCAUUGACUAAAGAUGAUUUUUCUUAUAUACUGGAGUAUUGCGCAGAAGCACCUGAUCCUUUGUUUGUUAUGGAAACUUUGGAACUCAUGGAGGAGAAGGCUAUUGGCAUGAGUAAGGGUAUCUACAGAUAUGUCAUUCGCGCCCUGAGCAGGGGAGGAUGCUCGAAGGAGGCACUUCACUGGCUGACUCUUCUAGGGGAGAAAGAAAGCACUCAUGCCACUUUGCCAUUUUUUAAUAUCUUUCUAAAUUCCUGUGGAAGUAGUGCAAAUCUGAAGGAUGCUGAAUGCUGUCUAGAGACAAUGCAAAAUUAUCUUCUGGGGAAGUCUGAAAUAACAUACUGUGAGCUUUUGAAGAUUGCAGUGUUACAGGGAAAUCUGCCUGCAGUUUAUGAUAUUUGGAAGGACUGCACUAGGUAUUAUAGCCCAAGCAUUAUUAUGCAAAGGAAAUUUUUGAGGGCUUUAACCACGUUUGGUGACCUCCAAUCUGCAUAUCACAUCUUGCAGCAUAUGGUAGCCACUGCUGCACAAAGCUCUGACCAUCUGAGGUUGUCUUGUAAAAGAAGAUACCAAUCAUCAAGAUUAGACAUUCCUGUACUUGCUUUGAGUGAAUCUGAAGAUCUCAAAUUGUUACCAGACUGUAAUCUGCAACCAUCUCAAGGGAAGCUGGCUACUGGCAAAAAUUCAGCUGAUGUUCAGCCUGAGUUAUUUGAGGAGAAAACUCAGUCAUUUGAUAUUGUUCAAUUGAAAGCUGAUGUAUUAUCUGAAGGCAAUGAUCUUGCUGAUAAGGUUGGACUAGAGAAUGGGAGUGUUCCAGAUACAUUGAGAUUUGUGGGAAGUGCAGUAAGGAGAAUUUUAAGAUGGUCGUUCAACGAUCUUAUGCAUGCAUGCGUACAAUUUAACAACUGUCAGUUAGCUGAGCAGUUAUUUCUAGAGAUGCAAAAGCUUCGAUUGCGGCCAUCAAAAUUUACGUAUGACGGGUUUGUCAAGACUCUGAUAGCUGGCAAAGGAGUUGCAUAUGCCAUGAAAGUGGUUGAAGUGAUGGAGAGAAGGGGCAUUAAACCUUACAAUGAUACACUUGCUGCUCUCUCAGAGGGUUAUAGCAAAAAUUUACAGUUGGAUUUGGCUGAGGAUUCUUUGGAAAGAAUUUCAGAGAUACGACCAAAGCAUAUACGUGCCGUUAAUGCUUUGCUUUCUGGAUGUGAGAUUAUGAAUGAACCAGAAAGAGCUGUGCGCAUAUUAGCUAAAAUGAAACAUGUGAACAUGAAGGCAACUCUCAGGACGUAUGAGCUUUUGUUUUCUCUGUUUGGCAAUAUCAAUGUUCCUUAUGAAGACGGAAAUGUGCUCUCUCAUGUUGAGGUUUCCAAAAGGAUAAGCAUCAUUGAGAUGGACAUGCUAAAUAAUGAAAUCCAACACAGUUUUGUGUCUAUGAAGAACUUAAUACGAGCUUUUGGAGCUGAGGGGAUGAUAGAGGAAAUGCUGAGGUACCUGAAUGUAGCUGAAAAUAUCUUAUGGAACAUAAAUCCUUAUCAGAAGAGCGAUCUCUACAGCGUUGUGUUGCAUGCUCUUGUUCAAGCCAAGGAAAGUCACAAAGCAAUAAGGAUUUUUAAAAUCAUGAGAUCAUGCAGCCUUCCAACCGAUAUUUCAAUUUAUACUACCAUGAUAGAGUGCUGCAAAUGGUUGCCAUGUUUCAAAUCAGCUAGUGCAUUGCUGUCUUUGAUGCUCCAAGAUGGCUUCCAUCCAACUGUCGUGACCUAUACAUCUCUCCUGAAGGUUGCAUUAGCAAAAGACGAUUUUGAGGGGGCUCUGGAUCUGCUUGAUAUAUGCAUAACUGAAGGAAUUGAGCCUGAUAUACAGAUGUUCAAUACAGUACUCUCACAUGCAUAUUAUAAAGGUCAAAUUCAUGUCAUUGAAUAUAUUGUGGAGUGUAUACAUCGAGCAAAAAUCCAACCUGAUCCAUCAACACUCUGGUACACAUUUUGCGUGUAUGAGGAACAUGAACUUUACAAUACUGCAAUUGAGGCAUUGCAAGUACUCAGCAUGAGAAUGAUAUCUGAGGAUGUCAGCAUCCGUAGCGAGAAAAUAACUGCUUUUGAAGAUCUAAUCCUCAGUGAAGAGCCAGAUGCUGAACUGAGAAUCAUAAGGGCAUUCGAAGCAGGUGAAGAGUUUCUUGCAACAGCUUUACUGAACCUGAGAUGGUGUGCGAUAAUGGGUGCCACCAUAUCUUGGUCACCAGAGGAGAGUCUUUGGGCAAGGAGGCUGGCAUCCUCGUACGAUGCUAACAGGAGACCACAUAUAAGCCCCUAGGAAGUCCCCCAAUCUUGGGGAAGGAAACCCUAUUUCCAAGUAUCAGGAUAAGGAAUCCACUUAACCACCCAUUCAGCAAACUAAUGGAGGCGGAACGGAGUCAUUGUCCCAAUCUAGUGAUAGGCAGAACCAAAUGAAUCUCUCUGCUAGGCAUGAUUACUAAGUCAUGUUUUCUUUUGCUGGAAAGCAUCCAGUAGGUGGACUUCCUUUUACCUAAACACCAUGAUUGGACCUGUCUGCUUGUUCAUCACCACCCAUCUUGAAGCUUGGUCAUGAAACAUGCAGUGGUUUAUCAAUUUGUUCUGCGAGGGGCUGGUCUGUUGGCCUGUUGCACCUUUUUGAGGCUUCUGGGUGAACAGCUUCUAGGCCAACAUUACUUGAUAGGUUGCUUACCUGUUAUUCAUCUAGCUCUAACCGCUGCUAAUUGUAUCAGGAGCAUUUUGCAGAAUUUGUUGGAACAUAUUUGAUGGUGACGAAGAUUGCAUCAUGUGGCAGUGACAGAUAAAUAAGAGGGGUUAUAACUCAACCGUAACUGGAAGCUGGGCUGUUGCACCUCAAAACAACUUGUUCUGGGUAUUUUGGAUGUUAUAACUUGGUCUGACAGAGGUAAAUUAGAGAAGGAUGGAGAGGCAUGAGGGUAUACUAAUAGACAUAUUAUCGCUUACUAGUUGGUCUUUGCUGUACAUUAUAUACUGGUGCUUCAGUAGUUGUCUUCUGACAGCCUUUUUGUUCACUUUCUAGGCUGUUCGAAUAGCAAUCCAACAUGACAUCACUUAUGAACCUUCGUUCCAUGAUUCCACGAAUAAUAUGUAUCAUGUCGAGUUCCUCGCCAAAAAAAAAAAUAUCAUGUCGA